This is a messenger RNA of Alternaria rosae, 702 nucleotides long. RefSeq lists its product as uncharacterized. The record is from RefSeq and is a predicted model, not a curated record. Bases 1 to 702 code for a protein of 233 amino acids. Lineage: Eukaryota; Fungi; Ascomycota; Dothideomycetes; Pleosporales; Pleosporaceae. The transcript has a single exon.
AUGACGACUACCAAUAUGACGGUGAUACCCUUGCUCUCUAUUCCGGAAAUCAAUAAGCUUGUCCUAGAAGUUUUCUACAAGUUCAAUCGGAUGGUGAUCUUGUGGGACCGUGGGAACUCUUCAGAAGGGAGGCUUCUCCGUUAUCCUCCACCUGCUAUCAGGUCUCUUGUGCGCUGUCUCGAGAUCAAUCUCGAUCUUGACACCCCUUUCUAUCUCAACUUCUUAAGGAUAGUUACGGAUGCGCAGAUGAGCUUCAGCUUGUACUACUUGACCGUCAAUAUCAACCCCGAGAGUCUAUACUACGACGCUGAGGACAGCAAAGAAAGUGGAUCGAGUGUCGAGGCUUAUCUUCAGAACCUCGGUCGCAUCGGGUUCCCUACAUGCCAUCUGACUAUCGUAUCGAUCAUCUGCGGAGACGGCGAUAACGAAUUUGAUCCAGUGGAAUCAUGUUGGUGUGAGCGGCUUGGCUUGGAAACGAACGGAGCUCGAGAAGAACGCUGGCAACAUUCCAAUAUAAUCGAUGGUGAGGACGUGGAGGAGAGGUCCGAGUAUGUCACAGAGAGGUCAGAAUUCGUUACUGGUAUCUUUCAGGCGGUCAAUGAUGAAAUCCAGCAUCGUGUGACGAUCAAGACUGUGUCGACUCGGCCAAAAGACUCACCGUACGGCCACCACAGGUGGGCAGAUCGUCCAGUCCGGAAUUAA